Molecule: messenger RNA, 612 nt
Organism: Ordospora pajunii
Lineage: Eukaryota; Fungi; Microsporidia; Ordosporidae
Product: translation initiation factor IF2B/IF5
Exons: 1
Coding region: 1-612 (203 amino acids)
Biological process (GO): formation of cytoplasmic translation initiation complex; formation of translation preinitiation complex; translational initiation
Molecular function (GO): translation initiation factor activity
Source: RefSeq, a predicted model, not a curated record
AUGUCUGGGACAAGUGAUGAUGAGUUUAGUGAGCUAGAUGCCAGUCUUAAAGAAUUUGCAAGAAAAAGACAAUCGAGGCUGAGAACGAUGAAGUCUACACAGCAGCAAACAAAUGUCUCCCAGCAUGUAGAGCAAAUACCAAACGAGCUGGAGUACGAAACCUUACUUAAGUGCGCAAUGGCUGUUUUGAAGAAAGACAAGGAUCAAGUCGAGUCCACAAGAAUAAAACUGCCAUUAGAUGUGAAACGAGAGGCAAGAAAGACAUCGAUAAACAUAGUGGAGAUAGCAAACAUAUUGAACAGAUCAGUUGACCACUUGGUAAGUUUCAUAUCGAAUGAGUUGAUGGCAACCGGAUCGGUGAACAAAGAUGGCAGAUUGCUUAUAAAAGGGAUGUUUAUUAGAUCAGAAAUCCAGGAGGUUAUUAGAAGGUACAUUGAGCAUUUUGUGGUAUGCAAGAUCUGUGAAAAUGUUGAAGACACUGAAAUUGUAAGAGAAAAGAGACUCUAUUUCCUAAAAUGCUCAAAGUGCGGGGGUGCAAGAUGUGUGGGGAAUGCUGUCGAAGGAAUCACAACAAAAGGUAAGGCAAAGCCACAGCUUAGAGGAAUGCUAUGA